CGUGUUUUGCUGUGCGCAUGCGCAGAUCUUGUUCCUGUCGAAAUGACGUAAUACGCGCCGCUCGCCGAUGAGCGAAACAAACAUGGCGACAGAAUGGAGCGGCCAGGGCUGCUUGCUAACUUUAGUCGUAGUCCUUUGGAGCUCAGUGGGCGGUCGAACGGAGACGACGAGCGUUGGCUGGUUUCAUAUACUGGGCAUGAGACUGGAAAGGAGCAACAAACCGGCCACAAUCACCGAAGAUGGUGUCAUUCAGGUAACGGAAGAGAGCAGCGUCCAGCUCAGGUUUUACGGGCUGCAGCUCAGUUCGAACUCCGCGUCCCGGAUCCGGUUCAUUGAGCUCGGCGAAGACGAAGAUGACAGAGACUCGGUAAACAGGACUUGUGUCGAUUUUACCAAAGAUAUUAGCGUGGAAAGUUACAUGAACGUUAGCAGUCGAGGGACCUCUGGUGUGGUGACUGUAAACAUUAAGCCGCUCCGCAAAACUGAGCGCGAACGGGAUUACAUAGCGUGCAUCAGGAGUUCGGAAGACAAGUGGCACCUGCUGUCAGAGAACGACGGGAGGUUACGCGUCGUGGAGGAGAAAACUUCUCUUCUUCCUCUGUGGAUUCAAAUCAUCCUGGUUAUAUGUCUGCUUGCCCUUUCUGGCAUGUUCAGUGGACUAAAUCUGGGACUUAUGGCGUUAGAUCCGAUGGAGCUUCGUAUAGUGCAGAGUUGUGGUACUGAUAAGGAAAAGAGAGAUGCACGCAAAAUCGAGCCCAUUCGUAGGAAAGGGAAUUACUUGCUUUGCUCUUUGCUGCUUGGUAAUGUUCUUGUAAAUACCACUCUUACUAUCCUAAUGGAUGAUCUAAUCGGAUCUGGCUUUGGUGCAGUAGUGGCAUCCACUGUUGGCAUAGUGAUAUUUGGGGAAAUUGUGCCACAGGCGCUUUGUUCUCGCCACGGUUUGGCGGUCGGUGCCAACACCAUCGUGCUCACCAAGUUCUUCAUGCUCCUCACAUUUCCACUGUCGUUUCCUAUCAGCAAACUCCUGGACUGCGUUCUAGGCCAGGAAAUCGGCACAGUGUACAACCGGGAGAAGCUAUUGGAGAUGCUCAAGUUAACGGAACCAUACAACGACUUAGUCAAAGAAGAGCUAAACAUGAUUCAGGGUGCAUUAGAGCUGCGGAACAAAACAGUGGAGGACAUCAUGACGUCGCUGAACAACUGCUUCAUGAUCAAAUCCGAUGCCGUUCUGGACUUCAACACCAUGUCCGAGAUUAUGGAGAGCGGCUACACGCGCAUCCCGGUAUAUGAAGAUGAGCGCUCUAACAUCGUCGACAUCUUGUAUGUAAAGGACCUGGCUUUUGUUGAUCCGGAUGACUGCACAACUCUCAAAACCGUCACCAAGUUUUAUAACCAUCCGGUCCACUUUGUCUUUCACGACACCAAGCUGGAUGCCAUGUUAGAAGAGUUCAAAAAAGGCAAAUCUCACCUGGCCAUAGUUCAACGGGUGAAUAAUGAGGGAGAGGGGGACCCCUUCUACGAGGUGCUGGGUCUGGUGACACUGGAAGAUGUUAUUGAGGAGAUUAUCAAGUCCGAGAUCCUAGAUGAGUCAGAUCUCUACACUGACAACCGAAACAGAAAAAAGGUGGACCCAAAUAAAAAUAAGAGGGACUUUUCAGCCUUCAUGCAUGAAAGUGAAUCGAAGGUGAAGAUCUCCCCACAACUUCUCUUAGCUGCUCACCGCUUCCUGGCUACUGAGGUGACCCUCUUCAAUCCACUCCAGAUCUCAGACAAGAUUUUGUUGCGAAUCCUUAAGCAUCCCGACGUCAUCCAGGAGCUACGGUUCAAUGAAAGCGAUAAGCGCUCACAGCAACACUACUUGUAUCAGCGUGGCAAGCCUGUUGACUAUUUUAUUCUAAUUUUGCAGGGUCGAGUGGAAGUGGAGGCUGGCAAUGAGAACAUGAAGUUUGAGACUGGUCCCUUUUCUUAUUAUGGAGUCAUGGCACUGACAACAUCAUCUUUGGCUGUCACCCCCCCUCUGUCCCCCUCCGUGGGGCUGCCUCGGCCACGGCGCCUUUCUCUUAAGAGGUUUUCUCUGUUCUCUCGCUUCCCAGAGUUUCGUUCUCCUUCGCACAUUAGCGGGCUGAAUCGCUCGGUUUCCCUUAGCUGCACGGAGAGAGUGGAUGCACUGUCCACCAGUGGCAGCAACUCGCAGCUCAACAGUGCCUCCACACCCCAGUACGUCCCCGAUUUCAAUGUGCGCGCCCUCUCCAACCUGCAGUUUUUUAAGGUCAAUCGUGCUCAGUACCAAAACGGCCUAUUGGCCUCCAAACUGGACAGCACGCCACAGUCCCCACAGAGCAAUCAUAUUCGAAUGGACAGCAUGCUUGCACCACCCCUGACUACAACCACUUCUUCUAUGACCUGCAACACAGCACCGUUAGCACUCAGAGAGGAAACAAACGAGACCACAGCGCUGCUAAAUGACAAGAACAGCCUAAAUAGUCAACGGGCUGCCCAAACACAGUCGUACUCUAACUCCAACUCGAACCUCAAUACCAGUACUAACACAAACUCCAGCCCUCACCCUCUGUCCAACAGCCAGCCUCAGUCACAGAGUUACCCCAGCAACCCAAACACUCACACGCCUCUUCUUCAUAUCCACACAAUUUCCCACAGCCAUGCACACACCGAAAGUACAAUCUAACAAAGCAGAGGAGCAGCCAUGGUUGGUACGAGGCUCCAGAGAGGACCACACUGAUCCACAAAGAUAAACAUGCAUGGAUACAAAUAUAUACAUGUAACAUGACCAGUUGCAUACUAUAUGCAAUCUAACAAAAACACUUCUACAGAUGAACUUUGGUAUCUUCCCCCUAACCAUCACUGCAUGCCACCUUUUAUUUUCCUUUGCCCAGUUUAAUGGCAUUUCAGUUGUGAAAGAAAUCCUACAGGUCUAGUUUGAAAUUAGGAAACUCCUUCAUAAAGGUCAUAAGGACCAUUGAUAGAACUUUAUCGUAUGCUAUGAGUCCAAGACAUUGCAUAGUGAUGAACACUUUUGAGCACCUCCAGCUUUGAUGUUUUGACGAAAUGUUUCUGUAGCAUGCAAUGGCCAAACAUGUCAUUGACAUACUCUGCAUUUUUGAAUGACAUAACAGUAUAUAAGAGAUAAUUGCAAGAUGUGCACUUUUUAUAUCCUUUAAUAAUCCAUACCAAAUAUUUUAUAAUUUAGGUUUUUUGUUUUGUUUUGUUUUUUUGGAUAAUGUCAGAACCCCGUUUGGCAUAAGCCCAAAUUCUGCACUGCUUUCUCUGGUUUAUCAUCUGUUUAUCUUCUAGUUUAUCAGGCCUAUAUACACCCAGUAUUUUCUCAAGGUUGAUAUUUCCCCACUUACACUGCCCCACCCAAAAAAAAAAAGUCAACACCUGGAUUUAACUAAGCAAACAGGUAAGAGCCUCCCAUUGGAUAAUUACUGCAUGGAUGAUUGUUUCAGCUGGCAACAAGUUAUUUAACCCUAACAGAUAUAGUGAAUAGCUUCUCGUUUCUUGAACAACCAUGUCAGAAGACACAUCCUUCAGAAGGGUCAACUUAUUGGCAUGCAUCAAGCAUGCCAUACUAAAAUUGGGGGUAAUAACUGUCCAAUGCUUUAAUAAAAACUAGAAGGAUAGUGGGGAACCAUCAUCUUCAAGGAAAAAAUGUGGUCUGAACAUUUUUUUUUUUUUGAAUGAUCAUGAUCGGUGCUCACUUGAACGUUUGGCGAAAUGAAAUCAUAAAAAGACAACAGUAGAACUCACAUGUUUAAUAGUGAAAGUAAGAGCAUUUCCACACACAAUGCGAAGUGAACUCAAGGGAUUGGGACUAAACAGCUGUGUAGCCUUAAGAAAACCACUUAUCGAAUUUAUAAUAAAAAAAAAAUGUAAAAGCUUCAAUAUGCUAGCGAGCCUAAAGAUUGGACUCUGGAGCAAUGGAAGAAGGUCAUGUGUUCUGAUGAGUCCAGAUUUACCCUGUUCCAGAGUAAUGGGCGCAUCAGGGUAAGAAGAGAGGCGGAUGAACUGAUGCACUCUUCAUGCCUAGUGCCUACCGUACAAGCCGGUGGGGGCAGUGCUGUGAUCUGGGGUUGCUGUAGUUGGUCAGGUCAAGGUUCAGCAAGGUGAUGUGCCCAAAGAAUAAGGUCAGCUGACUACCUGAAUAUACUGAAUGACAAGGUUAUUCCAUUAAUGGAUUUUUUCUUCCCUAAUGGCACAGCAUAUUCCAAGAUGACAAUGCCAGGAUUCAUUGGGCUCAAAUUGUGAAAAAGUGGUUCGGGAACCAUGAGACAAUUUUUACACAUGGAUUGGCCACUACAGAGUCCAGACCUUGACCCUAUUGAGAAUAUUUUGGAGUGGUCCGACUCUCCCAUCAUCAUUACAAGAUCUUGGUGAAAAAUUACUGCAAAUCUGGAUGGGAAUAAAUGCUGUGACAUUGCAGAAGCUCAUCGAACGUGCCACGGCGAAUGCGUGCUGAAAUUAAAGCUAAAGUUGGUCAAACGGGCAGUGUAUUACGCUACAGUUUGGACUGUAUAUGUCCAACCAUAGUUUAUGCAAAUCAUCUGAAAUAUUAGAAAUAUUUGAUGCUAUAUUUGAUAUUUAUUUAACGCGUUCCACUCUGAAGUAGUGAAACGACCCAACCACAGGUACUGUAAGAGUAGAAUAUAUAUAAACUGUAAAUUAUAAAAUAUAUGACCAGUAAAUUUAUCAAAUAAAUGUAAAAUUUAGAAAUUUACCAAAACAUAUAUUUGUGCCUCAAUGACUGUGCAUAUAGUAUUUCCAUUUUUAAAUGAAGUUAAUGUUUUAUGUUUAGAUGUUAUUGGUUUGUAAAGACACAUUCUGUAUUUAUUUAUGCAUGUAUGUAUGUGUGUGUGUUUUUAUAUAUAUAUAUAUAUAUAUAUAUAUAUAUAUAUAUAUAUAUAUAUAUAUAUAUAUAUACACACACGCACGCACACACACACGCACAUUAUUCCCCAUUUAAGAAGCUACAACUGGCCAGAAAUGUCCAGUACCACACCAAAGCACAGAUCUUACUAAGUAAAUAUUAGAUUUUUUUUUUUCUUUCUGUGGAAAGCAUCGUUAAUUAGAAACAUUAAAGUUGUGUGUUCAAAUUAGGAAUGCAUUCCAAAUUAUGAAAACAACUGUAGCUUUACUGCUGCUUAGACAGAAUCCAAUGUGAUUCAGAUAACACUGAACUAAAUUUAGUGCUCUCCUCUCCUCAUAUACUAGUGUAAACACUAGCUUUAAAUACUGGAAAUAGUUAGUCAGAAAAUCAGAUUCUAUUCAUGUAGCACAUUUAUUAUGAUUGGUGAGACAUUUGAUUGUGCAGAUUGCAAACUAUAGUUCAGUAUUGCUUCUUAAUGCUACAGAAAAAAACUGCACUGGUGUUCCACAGCAUUACGGUGCAUUCAAAUGAUAUGAUGAAGGAAGAAUAUUUAAUUUUUCAUGUGGCUUAUUUAUUCCUUUAAGAAACAUAAUAAUAGUUUUCUUGUACAUGUUCCAGUCCCUCUCUACAUUGUUGUUAUUCAGUUGAAUCAAAAGGAAGCAAAUUGAUUAGUCAAAUCAAUAGUGCUUUCUUUUCUGUUAAGUAUGUUGUUCUGUUAAAGGUUGUUGGGGUUUUUUUAUUUAUUUUUUUUAUUUUUUAUUUUUUUAAUAUAUAUGGCUCCUGAGUUAAUAUAAGUGGCUCCUGGGUUAUUAUAAGUGUCUCAAUGCCUUAUCCAAAAAACAAUAGAUAGAUUAAUGCAAUGGUUUAUUAUCAUUAAAUUGCACAAACAGAAUGUGGUUUAUACUUUACCUCAGUUGAAUUUGCUUGUCUAGAAAACUUGCUACUUUUUAUUGUUUUAUUUAUUUAUUUAUUUUUUAAGUGUAGUUAAAGGUUAACGUGGCAAAAUGGGUUUUCGUGAGUAUGUUAGUUAUGACCACAUGUUAUUGUUUAACAUGACCAAAGGUACAAGGACAUAUUUAAAUUCAUAGGGAAUGAUAUUGGCCAAAGAUACUUGCACUUUGAUUUGCCUGCAUCUCCUUUGUUAGAGUAGCAUGUUGCCCUUUUUGGGGCCCUGAGUUGUGGAAUGAGACACUCCUGCAGCUCAGAAGUAAUGAAAUUCCUUCAGGCUAGAGGUCCAGCAGGUAAUCUGCUUUUAAUGUUCAGUGAAACAUUUUGUCAGUGACCCUGGUGGGUUGGGGGGAUUUUCAUUCUCAAGUGUGUUAUAGCUGCCUUUUUCAUUUAAGCGUCUUCAGUUUCACCAUUCGUCAGCAGUGAAGGUUAAAGAUUAUGAUUUGUGUAUGCGAGCGGGCUGCGGGUUAAUUUUCCAUUGUGCAUGGUUUACUCAUCAUUGUUUAUGCCCAUGCAUCUUGUGUGUUGAUGCAUGAAACAGUAAAGAAUCCUGCAAACCCACAAAGCUCCUCUGACUGCUUUAGGUAUCACACCAUUAUGUUUUGACGAACACUAGUCUUCCAUUUUCAUGCUAUGUAUUUCACAUAGCAAUUUUUUUUUUUUUAUUUAACAACAUAUAGUAUUGUAACCACUCCUGAUGGGUUUUUUUUUCCUUCACAAAGCGAUGCAUUUUAAAUGACUACACAAAACAUUCAGUUUGAACAUUUAAUGUCUGUCUGUAUUUGUUUUAAGAGAAGUGUAAUGAAGAAAUGUACUGUACUUCUGCUAAUGUUUGUUGGUUUUAUUUAAAACAAUGUGUACAUAGCAUUUCAUAAGGACUGCUGGAGGAGUUCUGAUUAACAUGAAAAUAAAUCUGAGAUAUCUAUUUCUCUAUAAA
Silurus meridionalis is the source of this 6770-nucleotide messenger RNA. RefSeq names its product metal transporter CNNM4. The record is from RefSeq and is a predicted model, not a curated record. Gene Ontology annotation, cellular component: plasma membrane. NCBI's taxonomy places the organism in Eukaryota, Metazoa, Chordata, Actinopteri, Siluriformes, Siluridae. The coding region runs from base 68 to 2686 and encodes 872 amino acids. Gene Ontology annotation, biological process: magnesium ion transport; magnesium ion homeostasis. Gene Ontology annotation, molecular function: sodium ion transmembrane transporter activity; magnesium ion transmembrane transporter activity. The transcript is spliced from 8 exons.